Molecule: messenger RNA, 3672 nt
Organism: Schistocerca americana (American grasshopper)
Lineage: Eukaryota; Metazoa; Arthropoda; Insecta; Orthoptera; Acrididae
Gene: mei-9
Product: DNA repair endonuclease XPF
Exons: 1
Coding region: 558-3200 (880 amino acids)
Biological process (GO): resolution of meiotic recombination intermediates; nucleotide-excision repair involved in interstrand cross-link repair; double-strand break repair via homologous recombination
Cellular component (GO): nucleotide-excision repair factor 1 complex
Molecular function (GO): single-stranded DNA binding; single-stranded DNA endonuclease activity; damaged DNA binding
Source: RefSeq, a predicted model, not a curated record
UCUCUGUUCCUCAUCAAUAAGUGAAACAGCAGUCACUACAGGCUACUUUAAAUUUCUCCGCAUUAUGACGAUCUACCGUCAACUACGAAAUAACGCCUUGAAGUUCCGGGAAAUGUCGAUCAGCUUACUGGUGUGAAAAAAAGGACAUAAACUCUGGAGGAGAAGGAGCAUCUUUGAACACCGUUAAAGUAGUUGUUGUUGGUAAACUGAUUGUAAUGUUUGGUGGUGUUUAGAGAAAUAUAGCGAGUUGGACAUCAAUGGUGUGGAGAUUUAUGGAAAACGAAAUCUAUUGUGAAGUUCGAAAAGAAUUUUCUUCGUCCUGUGAAAAGCCGCUCGUUGGUUAUGUUGCCAUGUUUUAUGUGUAAUACUAACAGCACAAAGUCGUCGUGACAUCCAGAUAUCAGUUCAUUGCAGUUAUGGCCAACAAGAAGAGGAAGAAGGCAACACUUACAUUAAGUACGUGAUCUACACCAAAUUGUGUGGUUCAUAUGCUGCGUGCUGACGCAUGACAUGGAACUUUUAUUUUCUUAUCAGAUAUAAAUUAAACAGCAAGAAAAAUGCUCGAAUAUGAGAAUCAGAUGUUUCUGGAUGUAUUGCACCAGGAUGGACUUGUAAUUACGGCUAAAGGUCUUGGUUUGGAAACUGUGUUCAUUAGUUUGUUGAAAGUUUAUUGUGACCCAGGAAAUUUAGUUAUAGUCCUUGGCACAAUUACGAAAGAAGAAGAGUAUUUUAUUUCCGAACUAAAGGCCGAUGGUGUGACGCCUAUUCCGAAAAUUAUUACUACCGAAUUUCAGGCAGCAGAAAGAGAGAGACUGUAUUUGGAGGGUGGUGUCCUAUUCGUGUCUCCACAGAUAUUGGUUGUAGAUUUGCUAAAAGAACGGAUCCCGAUUGCGAACGUCACAGGUUUUCUGGUUUUCCGCGCACAUAACAUUUUAGAAACAUGCCACGAGGCCUUUGCAGUUCGCCUCUAUAGGCAAAAGAAUAAAACUGGGUUCAUAAAAGCUUUUUCAAACUCAGCGCAGGCGUUCACGGUCGGUUUUGCCCAAGUGGAACAUAUUAUGAAGACGCUGUUUCUCUGUAACUUAUACUUAUGGCCACGAUUUCAGUCAACAGUAAAUACCAGUCUGACAAAGUAUAAACUCGACGUCAUAGAACUGCAUGUUACUAUGACACCAGCAAUGCUUCAGAUUCAGGCUGCAGUUUUAGAUUUAAUAAGUAUUUCAAUAAAAGAGUUGAAGAAUGGAAAUUCAAGCCUCGAUCUAGAUGAGCUUACAACAGAAAAUGCAAUAGCAAAAUCUUUCCACAAAAUUCUUCAGAAUCAGCUUGAUCCAGUGUGGAAUCAGUUGAGUGGAAAAACAAAACAGUUGGUUGCUGAUCUCAAAACCCUUAGGUAUAUUUUAAUCUCAUUGACUCGUUGUGAUUCAGUAACCUUUUAUUCUAUAAUAAAUACUAUGAGGCGCACUGAAUAUGCACUCAAAAGUUCUGGUUGGUUGCUCCUUGAUUCUGCUGAGACAUUGUUCCUUGUUGCAAAACAGAGAGCACAGGCAAUCGUAAAGAGCAAAGAUGAGAACUCUUCGGAGAAGGAUGCAGUCGUUGAUCCUGAACAAGUGCCCAAAUGGCAGGUAUUGUCAGAAAUUUUGAAAGAAAUCGACGAGAAUAUUAGAAAAGGCCCACGAUCCUCACAGUCUGAGAAGAUAUUAAUUUUGGUGAAUGACAAACAAACCUGCGAACAACUGAAGCAGUACUUAGUUCUUGGUGGGAAGACUAUGUUGCUCCAUUUAUAUCAGAAAAUUUUUAAGUGUAAAGUACCAAAGUUCACUGAAGCUGCAGCAGAAGUUAAAGAAGAAAAUGAAGAAGAUGUGGAAAUGAAUAUCAAUACAAGUCAGGAGAUUGGUGGAGAUUCAGAGCCACGUGAUUCCUACAUGUUGUCUCAGAAAGUUAAAAGUGAAAAUGAUGGUCCAGAAUCAGAUGGUCAGUAUGUGGAAUUAGAUGAAGCUUCCCAGCCAUCAAAUGAAAGUGAAUAUUACCCACCUGUAAUAAUGAUUCAGCCAUUCAAGAAAAAUGGAGAUCCUCUUUCCCUUGUAAAGACUUUAAAAGAACACAAACCAAAAUUUGUAGUUAUGUAUGAUGCUGACAUGACUGCAAUACGCCGUUUGGAGGUUUUCCAUGCCACUUUUUCAGAAGUCAAUGUUGUUGUGUAUUUCGUUUUGUACGGAUCAUCAGUGGAAGAACAAGCUUAUUUGACAACAUUGCGACGGGAGAAGGAAGCAUUUGAAUAUUUGAUUAGAACUAAAUCCACAAUGGUUAUUGCUGAAAAUCAGAGUGGUUUGAGUGACGACAAUCCUCACCUGGCACGGGACAGCUCCAAAGCUAAUGAAACAGUCAAUACAAGAAAGGGAGGAAUAUUAAUGAAACAGGAAGAGAAAAAAUCAAAGCCAACAGUCAUAGUUGAUAUGAGGGAGUUCCGCAGUGACCUGCCUUCGCUCAUCCACAAACGAGGUAUUGAAAUUGACCCUGUUACUUUGCAUGUUGGGGAUUACAUUCUUUCUCCUGAUAUUUGUGUAGAGCGCAAAAGCAUAAAUGAUCUGAUCGGGUCUUUAAAUUCUGGUAGACUAUACAACCAAGCUCUUACGAUGACACGCCACUACAAGAAACCAAUGCUGUUGAUAGAAUAUGAAUUGAAUAAACCUUUUGCCAUGCAAGGUCAGUAUUAUUUGAGUGACAGCAUGUCGUCAAAUGACGUAUGUGCGCGGCUCCAGUUGCUUACUCUGCACUUUCCAAAGCUGCGUAUUGUUUGGUCUCAGAAUGCUUAUGCAACAGCUCAGCUGUUUGAGGAGCUUAAGCAAGGCCAACCUGAACCAAAUUCAGAAACAGCAGUUGCAAUUGGGGCUGAACUGGAACAAGAAAUUGACUUGGACCGCUUUAAUCCAGCAAUUCAUGAUUUCAUAGCUAAGUUGCCAGGUGUAAAUUCAAAAAACAUACGGAAGUUGCUUAUUUAUGGCAGAUCACUGGACCAUUUGCUUUCACUCUCAAAAGAUGAGCUUCUAAAAUUGGUGAAUAACAGUGGAGAGGCAGAGAGCCUGUACAAUGCAUUGCAUAAAAGUUACCAACCUACAGAAGAUUCAAAAUCUACCAAAAGGGGAGGAAAGUCCUUCAGAGGUAGAGGAAGAGGCAUUUCAUUUAAAAAGAAUAGAACUUGAGUACAAUUUGUUUUUACUGUUCGAAUUUAUGCUUCUAAAUUUUGUAAACAUGUGCUAUUUCAUAUCAUAUGGUACGAAUUUAACAAAUGUUAUGUCAGAAGAAAUUAUUAUGUGUGCAGCAGUAUUAAUGAAUUGGCUACACAGCUACUAUGAUGUUCAUAAAUUACAACUCACACAAGUAUGACACAACAGUACUUUCUUUUUUAAAUAUUUUGUGAAUUCCUUUGUUAUUCUUCAGCAGAAAGAACUUUGUGACUCAAGUUUUGCGAGUUAGGGGACUGCACAAUCUCACCAUAUAGGCCUAAGUAUAGCAAUCCAUAUACAAGUGAUUUUAAGGCACAUGGAGUUUCCAUUUAUUGUAACAUGCUAGUUUGUGCUCCAUGUUUGAUAAAUGUGUAACAGGAGAAAGAUUGCUACAACGAAUCUGUGUGCUAUUUUGUUUGUAAAUAAAGACCUGUUUGUAAAUAUUGCA